GUGGCAAAGAGCAAUUCUCCGAGCAUCAUAAGAUUACAAAUAAUCGAGGAUAGUUCUUGCGAUCAUAUGAUCAAAUAUGAGAGGUAUUCAAAUAUUACAGCGGAGUGGGAGACAAGUCUGUCAAAUUCUUACAGUUCAAAGAUGUCAUUAUCAUGACAUGUCAAGGGCUUGUGUGAUUGGAACUGGUGCUGAAAACUUUCCUGAGUUUGAGGUAAGUUCCCCUUCUUACAGAGACCGUACUUAUUGACCAAAAUAUUAAAAAGCCGCCUACCUCAUUUACACAAUACCUUUUCCUCAGUUUGUGAACACCUAAGGUAAAGAGCCUCGAGUAACAAAUGUGUUGCUGAUAAAUUAUUCGGAACAGUUUUUCAUAAUAAAACACAUAUGAUAGAGAUGUUACAAAAGAAGAACACGUCCGGCCGCAAUUUGAACCAAAUAGUAAAGUUGUUUAUCCUCGAUUAAGCUUCUCCCCUCAAUAAUUGACCCUGUUCUAACCGUGAAGGUUCAAACAUUAGCAUAGACAUUAUAUAUUCAGCAGAAUCUACGGUAUAUGUCCUUUAAUGACGUCACUGGGUGGGUGUGAGAGGGGGUGUAGCCCGUGGACGCUCUCCACUGAACGGACUCCAUCUUAUACUAGACUUUCCCUUUCAUUUUGCUAGUUUUUUAUUAUUAUUAUUAUUAUCUUCAGGCUCAACUGUUGCAAUUGCCAGAGUUUUAUGAAAUGUCUGGGAUGAUCUUUACCUCUCUUCUAUCAUGUAAUAACUUUUCUUUUACAUACAACUCUCACUUAUAUACGAGAAGAUUAAAUAAAGUACCCUUAAAUCAUAUUUUUGCAUAGACCAAGCAAAAUAUCAUGUUUUUGUAAAAGGCAAUGUACUUUUUGGUCAUGCUUAAUAGGACAACAAGGCAAAGAUGGCCUCUGCUGUUCAAGACCUGGAAAGCACUAUUGCUAGAAUAAAACAAGGUAUCAAUCUUUAACAUUUAGACAUCAGUAAGGGCCAACUUAACUUUGAUGCACAGGUCUUAAGUCUCUUUAUAAAAAAAAAAUGUGAGUCUCUUAGGUACAGGAUCAUCUCUCAUAUUUGACUUAGUUUCAGAAAUUAAACCACUUGUUUAUGUUGUUCAUUAGCACACUAAAUUUAAUUUCAGUAAGAAGCACUAAAUUGUUUACAAGUGUGAGUGUUAAUGAAAUACAGUAUACAGUUGCUUAAUUGUCAACAUGACAGUACCUACCAUCUGCUUUGGAGGCUUGAGACAUUUAUUCUCACUGCUGACAUUUUUGUAAAAGACUCAAUCAUGUCUGAUGACAUACUUGUAUUUCCAAGGGAAUGUUCUGUGUAAAAGUUUCUGUAGGCAGUUGACUGAGUUGACACAAACUCGUCACCAGUGCUCCCUCUUUUUAUUUAAUGUAUUGGCCAAAGCAUUGUUUGCAAUCAUUUGCAUGGACUGUUGUCAUCUCUCAGUUGUAAUCUCUCAGCUAGUUGUAAUCUCUCAGUUAGGGCAUUGUUUGCUGAUACUUUUCCCAAGUUGUAAGAAAUUGUGUGGCAAAGGUGUCAAACAGGGUGAGGCAGAAGGUUUUGAUCUCCAGGCAAGAGAUUGUGUUUAAGAAAUUAGAGUUGGCAUAAAUAUAUAUCUUAAGUAUUUUAAUAGGGAAAAGUGGCCACCAACUCUUAUGAGCUUAUUUUUUCAAAGGUGGAGAUGAAAAAGCAAGGAAGAGACACACAUCUAAAGGAAAAUUGUUACCAAGAGACAGGAUAUCCUGCUUGCUGGACCCUGGGUAUAUUUUUGUUUGUUUUGUUUCUUCUUUCACAGUGGUAAACAAUAACCACUUAUAACAACAUAAAUGUACAGAUAGCUAGGACUGAUGCAUGUUAAGAAUGAUAUGAUUUAGUAUUGAGAUCAAAUUUAGAAUUUAAUGUUUAUUUACUAAUUUAAGAUUUAAUUUAGUCUUUUUAUUCUUGGGGUUGAGAAGGCAGAAGUAGGAUUGGUGUUUUUUUUUUAACAGGGAUGAACAUGGUAAUUCUUGCAUGCAAGUAUACUUGUUGUUGUAGACUAAACAGAAAUGGCUGAAAGUCAAUGAAAGAAUACUUUAACAGUGCAUUUCCACUGGAUUUAUAGUUCACCAUUUCUGGAAUUGUCUCAGUUGGCUGGACACAAGUUGUACGGUAAUGAAGAGGUGCCUGCUGGGGGAAUUAUCACUGGCAUCGGUAGAGUGUCAGGGUGAGUUAGAAAUUAUCCACACCAGUAGUUAGUAACAGUUUUUCAUGUCACACCAUUUUUCUACUAAGGUUAGUUCCAAAGAGAAAUACUUUUCUUGAACAUGAAGGCGCCUGCUCAAGAUAUCAAAAUUUUAGUCACCUUCAUCAAAAACUGUUUUUGAUGAUUAUCCUCAACUACACAACCACAAUACACGGUAGAUUUGUCUUCCAGAUGACAAUUCUUAGUGUGAAGGCUUUUUCAACAGUUAUAAAGAAUUUGAUUCUUAAGGUUAUAUCUAUAUCAAUAUGUCGGAAUGGAGUUUUAAGCUCCUGGUCUUUUUUUAUAUAAUUAAGUUUCUAAUGAUGUGUUAUGACUUUAUUUUCUAUAAAUUCAAGACUGGCAUAGAUAUGUUUAUGGUAAAAAUGUUGUCUAACAUUUAAAAUUCAGACUGCAAUGACUGAAAAGGAACAGCUGGAUACUGUUUCUGCUCGGUCAUUCAUCAUCCUUUAUUUACUUUUCUGUCUCAAAUAUAUUUUGUUCAUCAUGAUAUGAGAUAAGACAUACUGUUUUCUGUGUCUCUAUGUUGUAAUACCUACAAUAUCUCAUUUGUUAUUUUUCAGAGUAGAAUGUAUGAUUGUUGCAAAUGAUGCAACAGUUAAAGGUGGAACAUAUUACCCAAUAACAGUUAAAAAGCAUGUCAGGGCUCAGGAAAUUGCUCGGGAAAACAGGUUACCUUGUCUUUACCUUGGUGAGUUGAUUAGAAACCAUCAAAUACUUGUCAUCAGUUUUUUUUCUUUGUGUCAUCUGUUAACCUUGAUUCAACCCUUUACUAACUUUGCUUUCCAUGGACAAUUUAGCUUUGAGCCAGGACGGAAAUCCUUUACAUUUUUGUUGUGAAAUACUCAGAUCUGAUUGUGUCACUGGCAUUUUCUUCCCCACAUCUGUUGGGAUGUACUGUAUAUAUAGUUGAAGAACUGUUAUUAGCAGUGUGUAUGUUUGUGUCUUGUAUAGGCAUGAUUGGCUAUCAGUGUUUGAUCCUUUUAGUUUGUGAAAACUUGUUUUUAAAUAAAAGUCCUUCCAUCUGUUGACUUUUCAGUUGACUCAGGUGGAGCUAAUCUUCCAAGGCAAGCUGAAGUGUUUCCUGAUAAACUCCAUUUUGGUCGCAUAUUUUACAAUCAGGCAACUAUGUCAUCCAAAGGAAUUACUCAGGUACACAUUAUUCCUACUUUUAUUGUUUUAAGAUGAUGAAAUAAAUUUUAGCACAGAUAGACAGAGUCAGUUAGAUUCUAUACUUGAUUUAAAAGAUCUAAAGACAUGUGCAUAUCUGCUCUUGAAAGUGGAAUUUUGGAUUUGGAGUCAAUUCUAUUUCACUUAAUUUACCUUUCAGGAUUAUUGCAUGCACUGAACUGCUUUUAUUUGCCAACUUUACUUAAAAAUGAGAAACAGCACUUAAACACCUAAUUAUGCUUUAGCUCACACAGUCAUCAUGUCUUGUAAUGACAGCAUUGUUUGAUCCUCAGAUAGCAGUAGUCCUUGGCUCUUGUACAGCUGGUGGUGCGUAUGUGCCUGCUAUGGCUGAUGAGAGCAUCAUUGUCAAACAUCAGGGGACUAUCUUUCUUGGAGGGCCACCCCUAGUGAGUAUGAAAGUUACCAACUAUAGCUAAGUUUAAAUAGUUAAGAAUAUACGAAAGUCAUACAUUUGAACUGCGGAUAAAGACGUGAAUGAAAGUGAUCCUCGCAAUAAUGUGCACUACUUAGGCAGUAGUGAAAAUAAGGCCUGAAAUAAAUAAAUUUAUUUUUUUUUAUUUAGAACCAACUUCAUGACCAGCUCCCAGUUGGCUUGUUAGCUCAGUUGGUAGAGCGCUGCACCGGUAUCGCAGAGGUCAUGGGUUCAAAUCCCGUACAGGCCUGAAUUUUUUUUUUCAGGCCUUAUUUUCACUACUGCCUAAGUAGUGCACAUUACUGCGAGGAUCACUUUCAUUCACUUCAUAUAGCUAAGUUUAUUAUGCUGAACUUGAUAUGCUGACCUAAUAAAGUUUACUUCGGGUUGAUAUGCAAUCACAUCACAGAGGAAAUCAUAUUUAAAAGGUUUUAAGGUUUGUGUUAUUGACAAUUCCAUUUAUUGAGCCAUUGGAAUAAUAAUCACUGACAGGAAUAGCUAGUACUUAAGAGCAAAUCAAUAACAAGGUGACUUGCAACAAUUCAGCCUCUUGAUCAUUGCCUUAAAGAGGACUAGCGGUAUUCUGUCAAAAUAUUACAUUGUGACAACAUUACACAUGGCAAGUUAUGACACAUCAAAAUUACUGCUGUUUAAAGUACAAUGAAUAACUACAGUCUUUUUUAGCAGUUAUUAAGCCGUGGUUCAUAUGAUAAAUGGGUUCAGGUUAUUGACAGAAAAAGAAAUAAAAUUUUUGGAAGGGGAAAAGCUCACUUGAGUUAAGCAGAAUUUAAAGUUAUAAAGAGGUGUGGUUUUUGAAGGUAAAAAUUGUGAAAAAAUGUAGUGACCAAUUUCAGAAGUCAACAGCAAUCAUUUCAAGCUGCCAAGGGUGUGAGACAGGGGAUGUAACAAGCAAUUAACCAAGCUUGAUUUUAUUAAAUAAUCACCAUUAUGUUACUGUUAUUCACCUGUUCGCCAGGUUAAAGCUGCAACAGGGGAGGAGGUGUCUGCUGAAGAGCUGGGGGUGCUGACUUACACUGCAAGUAUGUACCAGUUCUAGGUUUCCUUGAUAUUCCUACAAUAUGACUUUUAUGUGUAGAAACAGGUUAAUUAAAUCAAGAGAGAAAAUUUCAAAGUAGCCUGUAAGACUUUAGUUGUAAGCCACACAUCUAUGACCAAAAUUACCACACAUAUGUACUUAUGGUUGUUGUUAGUAGUCAUGGUAACUUAAUUACCAAAAUCAACUUCAUGUUUUCUAAGUACCACUGAACUGAGAGAUAACUUACAUAAAUGAUGAGGGUCUGAGAACAGAGCUCAUACAUGGGAAAGACUACUGUUAACUAUUGGAAUUAUUUGUAGAUUAUCUCUAAAUCAUUUAAAAGCAGCUCCGAGCAGUUCCAACUACUAACUUGAGUCUUCUGAACUCUGAAGUCAUGAUCAGCUACAGUGAUCUCAGAAUAUUAGAACACUAGACAGUGAAUUGAGUGGAUUAUGUGGGAGCCUGUGUGCUUUUUGUUUGUGUUUGUUGUUGUUGUUGUUGUUGUUCUAAUGAGCUAAACAACUCCUAAAUAACUGAAUGCCUUAAUAUAAAAUGAUUACUGACGAUUUGGUUUGUUGGGUAUAGAUUUGGGUUAAACUUAACAUUCCUUCUGGGUGUCUUGAUAGGAUCCUUUUCGGUAAAGUAGCAUUUCAAGCUCCAGUCUGGUAAAACCAAUGGGCUUAACUUUGACCUUUUUAACUAAAAAUAUUGAAAACAUGAUGAUUGACUCUGCAGAACAUCUGGUGUGA
Messenger RNA from Pocillopora meandrina, 5644 nucleotides. Lineage: Eukaryota; Metazoa; Cnidaria; Anthozoa; Scleractinia; Pocilloporidae. The record is from the annotation of a GenBank genome assembly.